AUGGCUAAAAAAGUUUUGGAUUGCAGAUUCUGGUGGCCAACAUUAUUCAAGGAUGCUAACCAAUUUUGUGUGUCAUGUAACCAAUGUCAAAAGUCUGGAAAUGCAUUCCAAAAGGAUGAAAUGCCUCGACAACCAAUGUUAUUUUGUGAAAUCUUUGAUGUAUGGGGCAUAGACUUUAUGGGGUCAUUUUCUAACUCAAAUGGUUAUCUUCACAUUUUGUUAGCGGUUGAUUACGUAACAAAGUGGGUGGAAGCGAUACCUACCCGCCUUGAUGAUGCUAAUACUGUUGUUUCUUUCAUUAAAAAUAAUAUUGUUUGCCGCUAUGGGUCGCCACAAACAAUCGUGAGCGACCAAGGAUCUCACUUUUGCAACAGGAAGAUAAAAGCACUACUCAAGCGAUAUGGGGUACUACACAAGGUUGCAACUGCUUACUACCCCCAAACUAAUGGGUAA
Arachis stenosperma is the source of this 453-nucleotide messenger RNA. RefSeq lists its product as uncharacterized. The record is from RefSeq and is a predicted model, not a curated record. The coding region runs from base 1 to 453 and encodes 150 amino acids. Gene Ontology annotation, molecular function: nucleic acid binding. Gene Ontology annotation, biological process: DNA integration. NCBI's taxonomy places the organism in Eukaryota, Viridiplantae, Streptophyta, Magnoliopsida, Fabales, Fabaceae. The transcript has a single exon.